ACACAGGCAUGGGUGAACUGGGUGGCCACCCAGGGUCCAGACUGAAAGGGGGCCUGAAAAUGGUAAAGUUGGGAUUAUUAUUAUCAUUAUUUGUGGCGAAGGGGGACUGAUACUAAAAGUUCGCUCGGGGCUGCCAGGAGUCUAGGUGCGUUGCUGGAACCAGAAACAAGGUGGUGCAAACUUGGCACAGAGCUGCUCUUGCACCCCCCUCCCACCCUAGUCCUCAAACCAGUUGGUCUAGGAAUGGAGCAUGGGAGGAAAACAUAAAAGCCAAAACCCGGUCCCCAGACACCCUCUUUGGAAGCGUGAGAGGCCGGGGCUGGCAUACUGUCCUCGUGCAGCACGAAGGAGCAAGGAGGUCUGGAAAGCUGCAGCUGGGUGUGGGGAAGUGGAAGGACCUGGCGCCUGGGGGGCAUGCAGCGUGCCCCAAAGUCCCCGCCGGCAUCAGCUCGAGCAAACACAUUGCAGCUAUUAGAAAGGGGCCUCCUCCUCUGCCUUCCCAGCGCUUCCUCCAUGGCUCUGUGCUCUGCUGCCUGUGUCUGGCUGGAAGUGAAAUGCACUAGAGCUGCCGCCGCUGCUGCUCCUUUUUUCUUUUUUUCUUUUUUUUUUGGAGACUCCAAAAGGAUCUUUAUUCCCUUUCAUGUGCCGCCUCAGUCCAAUAGGAAGCCAGCGCCUGCCUGCAAGUGGUCUAAUCUCAAUGAGGUGUCAAUCAUGUUCCCUGGUGGGUGAAGUAAGGUCUUUUGUAACCGCCUCUGUCUUUGGGAAAAGAGAGAGCGAGGAGCGCGGAGAGGGAGCCGGAGCCGGACCCGGACCGCGCUGCAGAGGGACCCGAGCCGCGGUCUGGCUUUGGCUUUGGCUUUGGCAGGGGGGCGGCGCGGCACAUGGAUGUCUAGCCCCGCCGGGACUGUGCCCAGGGAGCCCCCGCAAACAGUCCAAUGAGUCGCAACUGCAGAUCCGUGCAGAGAAAUGGGGAAACUUCACUCCAAACAUGGAUCCAUCUGGUGAAGGCUACAGAGAGACAAUUGGUGAUGAACACUUUCAUCUGGAAGUGGCUUUACCUCCAGAGAAGACAGAUGGAGUUUGCAGUGCAGAUGAAAAGAAAGCAGAAAAAGAAAAUGACACACAUACAAGUUCCAAGAAGCAACUAAAAUUUGAAGAUAUUACCAGCUUGCUUCAUACCAUCUAUGAGGUAGUUGAUGCAUCAGUAAACCACUCUCCAAGUUCAAGUAAAACUCUGCGAGUGAAGCUUACCGUGGCACCAGAUGGCAGUCAGAGGAAAAAGAGUAUCCUCUUAAACCAUACUGAUUUGCAGAGCUCUAGGCACAGAACUGAGAGCAAAGCCAGUGAGGAACUGAGGGGGUCUGAAAAGAAACAGCGAGCUUCUCUCAGAUAUCAUUACAGUGACAACAAUCCUGAGCAGAGUGGCUGCUACCGCCAUUGUGUUGAUGAGAACAUUGAAAGGAGAAACCACUAUUUGGAUCUUGCAGGAAUAGAAAAUUAUACAUCAAAAUUUGGGCCAGGAUCUCCUCCAGCAGCUCAAAAACAAGACCCACCAAGCAGAGUUGCAAAUCAAACUAGAUCCCGCUCUCAUGAACCUGAAACCUUCCAUGCCCACCAUAGGAAAUCUCAAGUAGUGGACCCCAGUCACAUCAAUUUGGCUGAUACUUCAUAUGCCAAGAUUGCGGAAAUACAACAGAGGCUGCGGAAUCAAGACUCAAACAAGCACUUUGUUAGGUCACCCAAGGUUCUGACCAAAAAUGUAGCCUCUGUCCACCCUGGAAGGGUUGUAAGGAAUAAACCUCUUCAAGGGGUAUCCAUACCAUUGGCUUCCCCAACCACACGGGUAGGCCAGAAUCUUCCUUAUCUCCCCAUGCAGUCUCAGCCGGCCUACAAGAAACACAAGCAGCGAGCAAAGGAGAAUCAUCAAAUGUGCAAAACCUUCCAGUCUCCAGGGACAGUUGUAGAAAAAGAACAUGUGAGAGACCUGCCUACUGUCAUUUUAUAUGAAGGUCAAGUUGGACAAAUGAUACAGAGACAUGAACAUCACCACCAUCAUGAGCAUCACCAUCAUUACCAUCAUUUCUACCAAACAUAAAGCAGAUCCCUCCAACAUCCUCUAGAAUCAUCCCAUAUGAAGGAAACAUGUUCCUCUGACGUCAGACUAAGGCAUUACUCUAAUUAAUACUAUUGUUACUCCAUUAAUAUUCAGCUAGCAUAUAUUUUAGAAAUUAUACGAAACUCUCGAACCUUACACUAUUUAUAUGUUGUGGAACUGCAUAGCUUACUUAAGAACUUGUGGAUUGAUUUUGUGUGUGUGUGUGUGUGUGUGUGUGUGUGUGUGUGCGUGUGUUUUUAAAGUGGCUUGUAAAACAGCAAACAGCCAUAUCUUUUUGAGCUGUGAUUUAAUGCAGGUCGUCAACGCACUUCCUUUACAAGUACUUCCUUCAUUGUAUUAGAAAAGAUACUUCAAACAGCGUUGCAGACAUCUAGGUUACCAGUCUGCUGUAUGUUGGCUGAUUGCACGCAAGCCUUUUAUCAGGGGAGCAAUGUUCGAAGGUUUGGACUCCAGAAAUACUCAGAAUAACAGAGAAUACAAACAGCUGCUACCUCUAGUAUUAUUCAGAUUUUAUUUUCUUUUUAUUGAUUGUAAUGUGCUACAGAGGGGUUUUAAUAUACUGCAUUCAUGUAGCCUGUUUGUGUUGGACUUUCACAUCCUUUCAAGCUAUCUUAAUAUUAUUAUAAGGAAAUACUAGCGAUAUUUGUCAACAGAGCUACAUUUUAGAACUUGUACUUUAUUUUUUGAGGUUCUUUACUGACACAAGUACAGUCUGUUAGAUACUGGGUAAUAUAUUUAAAUAUACUUUUUUUUUCUUUUACUUUUACUCUCUGUUCUGCUUUGGAAAACCAAUGGGGAGGAAAGAAAAGAGGAAUAUGUAAAAUGGGGUUUUUCAAAACCAUCACUAAACUUUAGUGCUUGGGCCAUAACUAAUAUUCAUGGUUUGUUUUGGGUUGGGGUGGGAGGCGUGGUUAAAUUAGCAAUUCUUUGUUUUGAGAGAGAAUUGGGGGGAAAUAUACUUUCUCACUUUAAAUGUUGGCAAAUAUAUAUAAAAUAUAAAUAUAUAAAUAUACACACUCUCAGGUACAUUUUCUUGUGUUUUAGAAAUCUGUGGUUUUAAUAUUAACAUUAUAAUUUUUUUUCUUAUGACAGUGACUUUUUAGCUAUGUUAUAAAACACAUACCCCAUGGCAUUUUCUUGGGUACCUACAGUUUGUUUCCCCGGCACCAACUGCUUUGUUCAACUCCCUUUUUAAAGACAAUUCAGUACAUGAAAAACACUGCUCUCAGUCAUUCUGGCCUCUUCCACUUUUUUCAUAUCAAAGGGCUUCCAUUCCAUAGAGUGAGACAAGAUCUACUAAGAUCUUAUUGGCUGCUGAGACAUUAGAAGGUCAAAACAAAUGGGAAAAAUGAGAAGAAAAAGUCAGUACAAUUGGGUUUUGUUUUCUAUGGAGCCCAAAUUUAUAAUAUGUUCAGAGUCAGGUUUUGUACAGAAUGCUAUUUUGUAAGUGGAAAUGACUGAUAAACAACUGCUCCAUUGCUUGGAACUUAAACAUAGAGUUCUGCUCACAUAAAAUGUAAUUGUUCUAUCAGACAUACUUGCUUUUGGUUUUAGUUUCUUCUAAUUAUAUGUUUUUUGUCUAUAGUAUAUAUAUAUUGUGAAAUGUAACUAUCCCACAUUUUUAUGGGCCCUUUAUGAGUAGGGCAUGUUUUUUUACCAGUUAGAGUCUUGAUUGGUCUAAGAUGGGAGAUUUUCCUACUUUUGAGCAUAGAAACUCUUAGAAGGUGGCUGGCCUAUCUAAGGACAAAGAGAUAUCAAUGUUUAAAGAAAAGAAAGCUGAAAGUCUUGCCAACUUGUGGAACUGGGUGGAAUCACUGCUUCUUGGUAAUUAGUUCCAUCUCAUGUCUCCCGAAAUCAGCAACUGUUUAGACUUAUUGUCCCUUUUAAAAAUCUGGUUUAUUUUAUUUUUUUUAGCUGUCAGCAUUGUGUUCUGUUAAAUCUAGCAAAAUGUUUUAAAGUGUGUUUGAUCUGUGUGACAACUAUACUGUUCUGUUUAUUUUUUAAAUUCCUAAAGUCCAAAAAUAUUUAUAUGCAGAAUAUUCUGUAUUGAAAAUAUGAAAAGGCCACAAAUUUGGUUAGUUACCACUGAGUUGUUCUAGUCUAAGCCUAUUUUGCUGCUUGUGUAUCAUUCUUUUUCAAUGUAUAUAUAAUUAUUGACUGCAAAAAAAAAAAGGCAUUUACAUGUCUAGUAGAAGGAAUAAGCUUAUUUAUAUUAUAGUGUUAACAAAGUCUGAUGUAUUCAAGUGACUUAUGUUAUACCGCAUGCAAACACACGAGUGUACAUUCCAUCUGAGAAGGGAUGCCAUGCUAUUUUUUCUGAAAUGCACACAAUGCUGUUCUCUUUUCAGUAGAGUAUUUGCCAGAAUUCUGCCAUUUUAGUUUUUUUUCCUUUACACAAAUCAUUCCUGGGUGAAAACAUGUAAACCUAGGAAAUACUCAACAUGUGUUCCAAUCGUGUGCCAGUUCUCUGAGGGGAGAGAAUGUAGAAUGGGACAUACAUACUCUAAAAUGCAAAGAUACUCUGCCAGAAAAGAUAACAGCAAAACAAAACUUGGAGGCAAGUGGGCUUUUGAGCUGUUGUAUUACAUUGAACAUAAGUCACAACUUUGAGCUUGUUUUUUUUCCUGAGAUCCAAAAGACAAAUUUUAUCUGGUUUGGAUUCUGUGAAAUACAUAUUUGAAUGUUAAUAACAUGGCAUCCCCACACUACCAACUUUACACUAGCCAUGUACGAGCAGACAGUAUUCUGAUACUGUGUUGCAUUUGUGUUAUGUGCAUUAAGUGUGAAUAACUGCUCAUAUAGCACAGUUUUUUUUCACAAAACCCUAAGUUCCAUAACUUUUAAAAUGUUUGCUUUUCAGUAUUUUGUAUAGUAAAUAUAGAUGGUUUUGACUAAAUGCUUUAUUUAUUUAAUAGCAAAAACUGUGCCAAGAGAAACCCCUGUUAAUUAAAGUUUUACUAGUUCAGAAAGUAUAUUUCCUUUUUUUGUUGUGGAUUUCAGGGGCAUAUUGCAAUUGCUGUCAGUGCUUACAGAUCAAGGGAUCACACUGAUGGAAGAAUUCCCAUUAACUUAAUGGGAAAGGGUCAGGCCAUUGAGAAGAGAGUGUGCUUUGAUUUUAUAUUUGAAGUGUUAAGCCUCAAGGCUCAAGGCUCUCAUCUGCUACCAGAUCUCUGCAGAUUAUUGAUUAUUCAUUUUACCGAUUAUUCCAAAAAUUAAAAAAUAGGAUGCGUUUCAACUUGACCCCAAACAAGCAUUUUUCAGAAUUUAUGGGAAAUCCAGAAGUUGAAAGGAAUUCUUUCCUGUGAAACGGGACAUUUCGUUCCACUCAUAAUAAAGUGUUUUCUUUCAGAUUGGAGCAUUUUUUUAAAGUUUUAUAUGUUUAAAAAUAAUAUUGAAAGAAAUUUUGAAGCAAAAAUUCUUUCAGGUCAAAAACUGAAACAGUAUCAUCUUGAUAAUGUCAAAAUACUUUGCCUUUUUCUAAUUUUUCAGAAUACUCAAACAAUUCAGAGGAUCUGAGAUGAAUUCUUGCCUUGUUUCAUUGUCACCCAGUAUCCAUUUUUUUGAUGGGAAAAGGUGGGGUGGAAAAGUUCCCUCAGCUCUGCCCGGGGAGUGCAAAGUCUGGAAAUAAAGAGCCUCAGAGCUCUUGUUGGUAUUUUGUGGCUGCUUUAUAAAAAGCAAAUCAGUCCGAGGACACAGCAAGGCUAAUAUCUUCAUCCAGUGGUGCCCAUUGACUUCAGUGGGAUCAUGUUUUCUCUCCAGGAGUAUGGUAUUGGAAUCUAUGCCAUGGUCAGACAGAUGUUUUAAAUAUCUGCUUCUUUGCUGCUUCUGUUUGAUGGCUUUGGGCAUGAUUAAUCAUUUUUAAUUUCAGCUCUUGGAAAUUAUAUUGCCAGCUUUAUUAAAAAAUACUAAUUGUGCUUUGUACUUUAUUAGAAUAUUUCAUCAGAGAAUCUCAUGGCACUUGUCUAAACAAGACUUACAAUCUCUACACAUCCUCCAGUCACUGUAGCAAAUAAUAUGGCCCAGUUCAGCCCUCAGAUGCUUAUGUAUGGCUCCACUGGCAUGAUAGCAGAGUGGACCCAUUAAGGAAAUGUUAACUAGAGAGCUACAUAAUUAUUUUAUCUCUGGCAUCAUUAGCCUCACUACUGUAAUGAUCAGGAGCAUAUUUACAGCAGUAUUCUCAUGGAAAAGAAUUUCUGAAGAACACAAGAAUUUAUGGUAAUUUCAAAAAUGUCCCCUGUCAAAAAUUACAUGUUGUAUGUUACACAGUGUAGACCACCAGACAAUAAUUUGAUAGCAAUUUACUAUUAAAAGACAGCCAACCCUCAUAUUCAAGAACUUACCUUUUGCUUCAUGAACACACACACACAAAUAAAUGACUCUUAUUCUCCAUAUGACCUCAUGUACCCCAAUUGCUACAAGAGAUAUUUCAUCCUAUAUUCCAACAAAUCAGAAAGUAGCAUCAUUGUGGUCUCACCUACAAUGAAAAAAUGCAUUAUGUAACAUGAUCUGAAACAUGAUUUUGCCUGUAGUGCAGACAAACAUAUUCAUUUGAAGAUAUAUGCACUGGUCUUAAGUAACCUAUGUUCUCUAGAAUUAAACAAAAUGUGAAAACAUGUUUCAAGUCAUACUUAACAUUGUGCUAGCUAGCACUCAUUCUAAUGUGCAAUAUUCCAUUAUAGACACAGCCAGGGAGGUCAGUUAUGUGUAUGACCCUUUGUGCUUAUGCAGUUAUUGUUAGAAAAAUUGACCACAUAUUCUGCAAGGCCUAUUUUAUUGAAGAGUAAAUAAAAGCAACACAAGGGAAAAUCAAAUGAAAUCUUCUUUCUAAAUGGUUUGGAUUAGAUUUCUGUCUUCUGUUGCUACUGGCCUCAGUACUGGGCCUUGAUUUAGCACAUGAUGAUUAUUUGAGUGCUGUUGAGCUGAUAUAACUUGGUAAUGGUAUUUUUACGUUUUUGCCUUUUAUACAAGUUUUAGGUGCUCAGAGAGUCAAAACGAAACGCCAGGCUGGACACCAGAUAAGUAGAAUAACAUUGAAUUAAUUAUGAAGUAGACAUUACAUAGUAUCACAUAUGCAGUUUGGAUCAUGCUUAUUAAAUAAUAUUGUUGUCAAUCACACUCUAAUCUACUUAUAUAUUUCCAGCUAAUUCAUUCCCAUUGAACUAAAUAAUGGAGAUUAUAUGACUUAGAUAUUUUUCAUUUUUUUGUUUUUGAGUAGAAGGGAUUUAAGGGAUACUUGAUUAUUGUGAGGGUUAGAGCUAGGAAGAGAAAAUGGGAAGAGGUUGAUAGCAAAAUUUUAGAGACAAGGGUAGAGGGUGGAAAAAAGACAGCUAAGAGACAGAAAAGGAAAUGCUAUCUGAAGAAAGAGAAUCAUGUCUGUAGCAUUGUUUGACCCUCUUAUAAUACAAUAUGUUGGGUUCAUAAUAUAAUUAAUAAUACCCAGCGUUUAGAAGGAGCUUUUCAUUAGUAGAACUUAAAACAUUUGAUGAAGGAGGUCAAUAUUCUUCAUACGCGAUUUAUAUAUGAAGUAAUUUGCAUGAGGCUACCCACUGGCAAGCCAGGGACGGAGACAGAAAUAGACUCCUGACUUCCAAACCAAUGCCUGAUUUAUCAUGGGUUCUUUUAGCAGAGGAUGCAUCUCGGUAAGUCUGUUGCAAUAUUUUUAAAGAAAACUUCCUGAGUAGCAGCUGCAGUACCAGCUAAGCUGCUUAGGAAGAGAAUAGUGCACAUCAUCAAACAACAGUGGGGGUUGGACUUGGCUGGGCUCUGCUGAAGGCUUACGUGUCUAUUCUGAAGUGCUAAGCACUAGCUGUUACUUUUGCAGUAGGAGGAUUUUAGUACCUCCAGUGAGUGUAUUCAUAAUCUUGGAAUUAUAGGAAACACCAAAUCAGACCAGUGGCCUGUCUACCCUGCUAUCCUAUCUCUGACAGUAGAAAGUACCAGGUGUUUCAGAACAUACAAGAACAGUGGUAUGGGGUUGGCAAUGGCAAGCAUUCAUGUAACUGUUAUCAGGCACUGGAUAAUUCUAUAAACUGUGAUGUGCAUCGUGCAACAUGCUAGUGAAGUGUGUAUUGUAUCUCUUCUCUAGUCUAUACAGAUGAGAGCAAUCUCCUACUACUGGUAGUUGAUAGGCAUACUGUUUUGGCUGAGCAGUAGAAGCCUGUGCUUUGAUGUUGACAGUCCUGGGUUCAGGCAAUGGUAGUUGUGGGCACUAUUGUAUUUGUCUUUCCCAUGUUUCUAUUAAUAAAAAUACACUAUAUUAAAUCUUGGUGAUUUUUUUUUUUUAAGCAAUACCAAAGUAGGCAAUUUGGGGCCAAAUUUGUUUUCAACCGCACAUGUGUAGCUACUGGGAAUUAGAAGAAAUUCAUGAAUGCCUCAAGGCAAAAUCUGGUCCUUCCAAUGCAGCUUAUACAAGCCUCAAUAUUGUCUUGUACCAAUUUCAGAUAAAUAUUUGAUAAGCUCUUUUUUAUGGUUUACAAAUUUAAAAUGGCAAAUAAAACUUUGUAGAUUAAAACUUA
Alligator mississippiensis (American alligator) is the source of this 8631-nucleotide messenger RNA. It is a transcript of the gene NKD1, whose product is annotated as NKD inhibitor of WNT signaling pathway 1. The transcript is spliced from 7 exons. The record is from RefSeq and is a predicted model, not a curated record. The coding region runs from base 641 to 2095 and encodes 484 amino acids. NCBI's taxonomy places the organism in Eukaryota, Metazoa, Chordata, Crocodylia, Alligatoridae. Gene Ontology annotation, cellular component: cytoplasm. Gene Ontology annotation, molecular function: calcium ion binding. Gene Ontology annotation, biological process: negative regulation of Wnt signaling pathway.